AUGCGAGACGGACACGUGCGUGUCUGUGGGCAGCGACCUUGUUUUGACGGCUGGAGCAGAAGGGCCUGCCCUAGUGCUCGUCGGUGUUCCUGCUGGGAUCUCAAGCACAAAAGGAUAGAACGACAGCUUGAUUCGUUUUUAAUAUCAGCUGACUGCUGCCCGGAGGAUGCCUCCCAGGUUACAGCAACAUCUGGCCACAAUGUAGAUUUCCCCAGUGGUGAGCAGCCAGGCUCCCAGGACAAUUACAGAGCAAACUUGGCCAAAGGAGUCUCAAUGUCAUUGCCAUCCUCACCCCUGCUGCCACGCCAGUCCUAUCUGAUGCAGGCAAGAGCAAACAAGAAGUCUCCAGGUCCAGUCAGGAAGCCCAAGUAUGUGGAGAGCCCCAGGGUGCCAGGGGAGGCAACCCUGGGCCUGCAGAGGAGACCAGAGAGAGGAGACUCCAUCACCCACGCAAAGCCUGACAAAGACUCAAGCUGUUCACCUGCAGCACAAGAGUUGAUGACAAGACUGGGGUUUUUACUGGGGGAAGGGAUCCCAACUUCUGCUCACAUGGAAGAGAAAAGUGAAGUUAUGUGUGCGGUCCCCAGCCGAGGGGUGAGUCCCUGUUCCACCCUCACCAGCAGCACCACAUCGCCCAGCACCGACAGCCCCUGCUCCACCCUCAACAGCUGUGCUGGCAAAGCUGCAGCCAGCAAGGGUAGUCCCUGUGGCACCAUCAGCACCCCCAGCUCCACCCUGGAGAGCAAGGACAGUGGCAUUAUAGCCACUAUAACAAGUUCGUCAGAAAAUGAUGAUCGUAGUGGAUCCAGUUUAGAAUGGAGUAAGGAUGGGAGUCUCAGAGGUGGAAAACACCAAGGCAUGAGCCGCGAUCGAAGAACAGAUAAUUGUUCACCAGUUGCAGAAGAGGAGGCCAUUGGAUCUUCUGAGAAUUUGCCAAAAGAAGUACCAGCAGGAGAGGGUCCCAUUCCUUACACUCAGAGUUCUGCCUCUUUAAUAAUGCCUCGUCCAAACUCUGUUGCAGCAACAAGUUCAACCAAAUUGGAAGAUUUGAGUUAUUUGGAUGGACAAAGAAGUACUCCUUUACGAACUUCAAUUCGCUUACCUUGGCACAACACCGCUGGCGGGAGAGUGCAGCAGGAAGCUCGUUUCAUCCCCUAUAAGCCUCAGGAUAUUUUGCUGAAGCCGCUGUUGUUUGAGGUGCCAAGCAUAACCACAGACUCGGUGUUUAUUGGAAGAGAAUGGCUGUUUCACACCAUUGAAGGAAAACUGCAGAAUCCUGACCCAGCAGAGAGCAGGGGAGCAGUCAUUACUGGAAAUGUGGGAUUUGGGAAGACUGCAGUCAUUUCACGGCUGGUGGCACUCAGCUGCCAUGGAGGUCGCAUGAGACAAAUAGCCUCCAACAGCCCAAGUUCAUCUAAAACAGGUGGUGACUCCUGUCAGGAGAUUCCCUUGAGCCAGUUCCCCCCAUGUGCUCCUCUAUCAGGUGACACCAGUACAAUGAAGACUCUGACUGGUCCUGGUACUCCUGAAUACAAAAUUCAGACAGGGGAUUCUGUGAGACGUCUUGCUUCAAAGGUGGUUGCUUACCAUUACUGCCAGGCUGAUAACACAUACACGUGCCUGGUGCCCGAGUUUGUGCACAGCGUGGCAGCUCUGCUGUGCCGCUCACAGCAGCUGGCAGCAUACAGAGAUCUGCUCCUCAGAGAGCCUCACCUGCAGAGCAUGCUGAGCCUCAGGUCUUGUGUCCAGGAUCCAGCAGCAGCCUUUCAAAGGGGAGUCUUGGAACCACUUUCAAACCUCAGGAGAGAGCAGAAGAUUCCUGAGGAAGACUACAUAAUUUUGGUAGAUGGUUUAAAUGAUGCUGAAUUUCAUAAACCUGAUUAUGGUGACACAAUUUCUUCAUUUAUCACAAGUAUAAUCUAUAAGUUUCCUCCCUGGCUGAAGCUCAUUGUGACUGUAAGAACUAAUUUCCAGGAAGUGGUAAGUUCACUACCAUUUAUCGAAAUAUCCCUGGACAAUUUUCCAGACAACAAAGGAAUUCACAAUGAUUUGAAUGGUUAUAUUCAGUACAGAAUUAAUAACAGUCAGGAAAUUAUAAACAACAUGUCGUUAAAUGGAAAAGCUGAUGCAGCUACAAUUGGGAAAGUGAGUAACCAUCUGAUCAUGAGAAGCCUGGGAUCUUACCUCUAUUUGAAACUCACUCUGGAUCUUUUCCAAAAAGGUCAUUUAGUAAUCAAAAGUGCAAGCUACAAGGUUGUUCCUGUGUCUCUGUCAGAGCUGUACUUACUGCAGUGCAAUAUGAAGUUCAUGACAAACUCUGCUUUUGAGCGGGCUCAGCCCAUAUUGAAUGUGGCAUUGGCAUCCCUACAUCCCAUGACAGAUGAGCAGAUUUUCCAGGCUAUUAAUGCAGGACAAAUCAACAGUGAACAACAGUGGGAAGACUUCAGCCAGAGGAUGGAAGCCCUUUCGUGUUUUCUGAUCAAAAGACGUGACAAAACACGUAUGUUCUGCCAUCCUUCCUUCAGGGAAUGGCUUGUCUGGAGAGCAGAAGGUGAAAAUACUGACUUCUUAUGUGAGCCAAGGAAUGGACAUGCUCUACUGGCUUUCAUGUUUUCUCGACAGGAGGGAAAGUUGAACCGCCAGCAAACUAUGGAACUUGGCCAUCAUAUACUGAAAGCUCAUAUUUUCAAGGGUCUCAGUAAAAGGACUGGAGUUUCUUCCAGUCACCUGCAAGCCUUGUGGAUUGGUUAUAGCACUGAUGGACUGUCUACAGCCCUGGCUUCUCUAAGAAACAUCUACACACCCAACGUGAAGGUGAGUCGGCUGCUGAUUUUGGCAGGAGCGAAUGUGAAUUACAGGACUGAAGUACUGAAUAAUGCUCCAGUGCUGUGUGUUCAGUCACACCUUGGACAUGAAGAAGUGGUGACUCUUUUACUGGAGUUUGGAGCUGCUAUUGAUGGAACUUCAGAAAAUGGGAUGACAGCCCUUAGUUACGCGGCUGCUGCAGGUCACAUGAACAUUGUGUCACUGCUGUGCAGAAAAGGUGCAAAGGCUGACCUUGCAGACAAGAAGGGCCAGUGUGCUCUGGUCCAUAGUGCACUGAGAGGGCACUGUGGGAUCCUGGAGUUCUUGCUCAGCCUGGUUUGGGUGAGUCCCUCACGAGAGCAGGAUUCGCUGCGGAAGCGCCAGGCGCUGCAACAAGCACUCACAGCAGCUGCCAGCAUGGGGCACUGCCAGGUGGUUCGUUACAUACUGACAGUUGAAAAAGACCAUGGCAUGGACAUCAAUGACACUGAUGGCUUGUGGGGAGAAACAGCCCUGACAGCUGCUGCAGGACGGGGGAAGCUGGACGUGUGCCGGUUGCUGCUCGGGCACGGAGCGGCCGUGGCCAGAGGCAGCAGGAGAGGAGCGGCCCCGCUGCUCUGCGCCGUCCGCCAGGGCCACUGGCAGAUUGCUAAACUUCUAGUGGAGCAUGGGGCUGAUGUGAAUUUAAGUGACAAGCAAGGCCGGACACCGCUGAUGGUGGCUUCUUGUGAAGGACAUCUGAGCACUGUGGAAUUUCUCCUUUCUGAAGGUGCAACUGUUUCAUCUCUGGACAAGGAAGGACUGUCAGCUCUGAGCUGGGCAUGUCUGAAAGGCCACAAAGAAGUGGUUCAGUAUUUAGUAGAGAAAGGUGCAGCAACUGAUCAGACAGACAAAAAUGGACGAACACCCCUAGACUUGGCAGCUUUUUAUGGGGAUGCUGAUAUUGUGCAGUAUUUGGUGGAGAAAGGAGCAAUGAUUGAGCACGUGGACCACAGUGGCAUGAGGCCACUGGACAGAGCCAUCGGCUGCCGCAACACCGCGGUCGUGGUCAUGCUGCUGAGAAAGGGAGCGAAGCUGGGAAAUGCAGCAUGGGCAAUGGCCACCUCCAAACCCGAUAUUCUCCUGAUUCUUCUGCAGAAACUGAUGGAAGAAGGAAAUACGCUGUAUAAAAAAGGCAAGAUGAGGGAAGCAGCACAGCGCUAUCAGUACGCACUGAGGAAGUUCCCAAGGGAAGGGUUUGGUGAGGAAAUGAAAGCCUUCACUGAGCUGAGAGUUUCAUUAUACCUGAACUUGUCACGAUGUCGCCGCAAAACAAAUGAUUUUGGUAUGGCUGAAGAGUUUGCUACCAAAGCCUUGGAACUGAAGCCUAAGUGUUAUGAAGCCUAUUAUGCCAGAGCAAGAGCCAAGAGGAACAGCAGAAAACUCCUUGCUGCUCUUGCUGACCUGCGGGAAGCCACUCAGCUGUGCCCCAGCAAUCAGGAGAUAAAACGUCUCCUGGCUCGGGUGGAAGAAGAAUGCAAACAAUUCCAGAGAGCACAGCAACAGAAGCAUCAGUCUCCACAGCUACUUGAACAAACCAACAACUCUGAUAAUGAGGAGGAGGGUAUUGUACCAGGUGUGAAUGAUAAUUUUAAUAUUCAAGACAGGGAAGAUGAGCUGCCACACCCCAGUGAAUCUAUUUCCCCUCCACAAAGGCUGCAGUGUUCCUCAGCUACUUCAUUAUGUAGCAGGACCCUUCAAGAAGGUGAUGAGAAAGCUCAGUCUCUGUCCCCUCAAAGCAGAACAAGCAACAAGUACCUGAGAGAGCCAGGCUUGAUCAUGCAGCCAACAAAGCAGGCACAGAUUGUAAAAACUAAUCAGCAUGUGGGCUCCAUCCAGCCUGGAUCUAAACCAGGAGGCAGUCAAUGUAGCACCAAAACACAAUUGUCUUUGCAGCAUCUUCCCCACAGUCCCUUGCCUAUCCGGCACUCCAGAAGUCAACAUGUGGAUGGGACAAGCACAUUGUCAUCUGAAAGCUUUUCCACAGAUCCCACUGCUGAACUGCACAAUGAGAAGCUUGUGCCCAGCCAGCGUUCACAUCCACAGCAUCAUGAGGCUCUUUCUUCUCGUUCUGUUGCUACUAAAUCUAAACCUGGUGACACAUCAACAGCCUCUGCUCCAGUGAAUUUCAGUGACUCAAGGCAGCAAAGUCCUGUACCCAGUGCUGGCUCUUCUGGCUCUCCAUCCAGUAGUGUGAUUCUUGGCAGCUCAUCAAGCAGCUUCACUUCAGCCAGCAGUUUGUCAGGCAGUGGUAAGGGGCUGGGGCCAGAUGUUCGACUCAAGGAGACCAACGCCAGCCAAGCUCAGGGUACUGAGCACCGACCUCGCAAUACCCCGUUUAUGGGAAUCAUGGACAAGACUGCAAGGUUUCAGCAGCAAAACACACAAUCUAGUCGCACUUGGCACUCUCAGGCAGCAGAUGGAUUAUCCACAAACAUUGCUUCUGCAGGCAUUCAGCCCUCCAACUUGGAGCAGUUCUCAGUUAAACACUACUCAACUAAAGGAUCCGCUACAGGUGCUGCCCUGGGAGAGGGGAGCCAGAGCAGCGUGCAAGCAAAAGAAUGUGAGGAGCUCAUGUGCCAAAUCCCUCCCCACUGUACAGACAGCAGAUCAUCCAGCCAAGGUUCUCAUUUAUACCCCGAUGCUGUAGCCAAACUGCCAUCCCACAGCACUCAGGACAGCCCCCUCAGUCACGUCAGCACGGCAAAACCAAAGCGAUCGUUCAUUGAAUCAAAUGUAUAAAUGCUGACAGGCUAGACCUGGCUCACAACGUGGCACGGUGUGACUUUUCUACAGCACACUGACUGCCUAGGCAUGGCUGGGUCCCAGGGAGCAGUCUUUAAUGGGAUACAACCACUUCCAACUGUUCCUACCAUCACAGGGCAGUGACAGUAACUGGAAUAACAAAUUUGUGUAGAAAGACUCAAUUAGGUUAGCCUAGGAGCUUGAGCAGAGAAAUCCUUUCUAUUACAUGUUACCAUUAAAUAAGUGUUUCCUUUCACCUAGGGCUUCAGUCUUGGC
Molecule: messenger RNA, 5865 nt
Organism: Cinclus cinclus
Lineage: Eukaryota; Metazoa; Chordata; Aves; Passeriformes; Cinclidae
Gene: TANC1
Product: tetratricopeptide repeat, ankyrin repeat and coiled-coil containing 1
Exons: 25
Coding region: 1-5586 (1861 amino acids)
Biological process (GO): regulation of postsynapse organization
Cellular component (GO): glutamatergic synapse
Molecular function (GO): protein binding
Source: RefSeq, a predicted model, not a curated record